AUGGCCGCCGCCGUCGCCGAACACCCGCGGUUCUUCCCCACGCGCACCGACGCGCUGAGCUCCGAGGACUUUGAAACAGCCUCGAUCCGUUCCGCCGCACCGUCUUACUUCUCAGACGCGCCUUCAUACCACUCCACUGCGCCCAACCCGGAGCCGAUACCCGCAUACUCGCCCCCGGCAAACAACGCCGCCGCCAACCCGAACGGCUCCACCCAGUACCCGACCUCCCUGCUCCCCGCCGCCCCGGCCCCGACCCGCUCUGGCACCACAACCCCUCAGCCCCGCUCCGGCCUGCCCCCGAUCCCGCCCGCGUCAGCCGUUGUUCCCCAGCUCAACAACUUCCGCAUCCCGACAUGGUCCACCGUGCACUCCAACCCGACCCUCAACAACGUCGCCCGCAGGCGCAUGAACCAGGGCGGAGCCGACCCCGUCGCACACCUGCGGCGCUUCAUGUCGGAGCGCAUGGCGGAGGAAGAGGCGGCGCAGCGCGCGAGGGACUUCCGACCGCUCGAGGACCCGUACCUGGUUGGCGAGGAGGCGGCAUCGCGGGCUAGAAGAGAGAGGCUUGCGAGGGAGUCUGGAGACGAUAUCCUGUGGGACGAGGAUCGCCGGUGGAACAGGUUCCUUGCGCAAAUGCAAACUUGGGAAGACCGCGAUCGCAGCCCCUGGAGAAACGUACGUCAGAACGAACCGGUCAACCAGCGCAAGAAGCUGAGCAGGCGCCUCGCGGGACGUCUUUGGUAG
This is a messenger RNA of Colletotrichum gloeosporioides, 744 nucleotides long. RefSeq lists its product as uncharacterized. The transcript has 3 exons. The record is from RefSeq and is a predicted model, not a curated record. The coding region runs from base 1 to 744 and encodes 247 amino acids. Lineage: Eukaryota; Fungi; Ascomycota; Sordariomycetes; Glomerellales; Glomerellaceae.